This is a messenger RNA of Schistosoma rodhaini, 484 nucleotides long. The record is from the annotation of a GenBank genome assembly. NCBI's taxonomy places the organism in Eukaryota, Metazoa, Platyhelminthes, Trematoda, Strigeidida, Schistosomatidae.
AUGAAGAACUCGGAUGUCAACGAUUUGAAUAGUUCAACAAUUAUGGAACACAGUGAAACAACAUUGGGGAUCACUGAGGUUCAGGUUAGUGAAAACCUCAUGAAAACUACUGGAGAAACAGAUAAACACUUUUAUAUGACUACAAGGACAACGGAAGAAAAUAAGCAAGACAAGUCACAUUGGUACUUGUACGUUGUAAUUCCUUUGGUCGCCUCUCUAUUUCUUAUAUGCAUCGGUUGUAUAAUUUGGAGAUGGUUACUUAGAAGAAAGAGAAGUAAUGAAUGAUCCAUGAAAAAGUCUUAUAAAUUGCUUUGAAUACUCUGAACAAGUUGUCUCAAUUGCGCUUUUCAUUAGAAUACUUUAGAAUUUCAUUUGUCUUCUUACUAAUUUGGACAGUUAUUUCAUGAUACUUUGUACAUGCUUUUGAUUGUUAACAUGAUAGGUAAUGUUAUCUUUUUUAUAAAAUAUUAAACACUGUUUUCAA